Messenger RNA from Alternaria alternata, 1448 nucleotides. Its product is annotated as pectin lyase-like protein. NCBI's taxonomy places the organism in Eukaryota, Fungi, Ascomycota, Dothideomycetes, Pleosporales, Pleosporaceae. The transcript has a single exon. The coding region runs from base 386 to 1390 and encodes 334 amino acids. Gene Ontology annotation, molecular function: pectate lyase activity. The record is from RefSeq and is a predicted model, not a curated record.
CACGGGAAAAUCUGGGGAUGCAUACUUCCACCACUCAAUACCACAACAUCAAGCCACCAUUCUACCGUUGCACACUGUGCUCUACCUUUCCUGAGGCGGAACAUACGCCCGCCAAGAUGGGCCAAGAUGAAGUACAGCAUCGCCACAGGAGAUAUUGCAUGCACUUGCGCGAUUGGGAGAUGUUCGAGCCUGUGUGACAAUGCGCCAUCAGCCAUUCUACCGGAAGAAUUGCUGAAGUGCUUGCCUGGAAGCCGACUGCAUGGCUACAUUCUGCCUCCUUGGUUGCCGACGCUUAAGAAUGGUAGAAUAUAAAAUGUAAGUGACAUCGCUGGUAGAUCGGCAUCAGAUCACUCAAUCUCAUCUGCAUCCUCUCCUACACUUCAAGAUGAAGCUCUCAAUCCUAUCACUCCUUUCCUUGGCUCUUUCUGCGACUGCAGCUCCCGCCGGCUGCGACUUUAGCCUGGUCGGAUUCGCCAAGGACAAUCCAAUUGGACCUACCACUGGCGGUGCUGGCAGGCAUGGCAAGAGUGUGACUGUUCGGACAGUGGCCGAGUUCAUCAAGGCUGUCAACGGCAGUGAGCCAACAGUUGUGUACGCCAAGGGUAGCUUCAAUCUCACAUCGCGAGUUCAAGUUGGGUCCAACAAGUCCGUCAUUGGAGUCGGCAAGGGAGCUCAGAUCACUGGUUCGGGCCUGAACAUCUUCAACAAGACCAAUGUUAUCAUCCGCAACAUUGGUUUCACGGCCAUUGACGAUGACGCCAUGACUAUUCGUAACAGUACCCGCGUGUGGAUCGAUCACAACGAGUUCACUACUGGCAACUUCCCUGCUCUUGGCCCUGAUGCUUACGACGGCCAAGUCGAUAUCAUUCGCGCGGCGGAUUGGAUCACGGUAUCAUGGAACUACUUCCACGAUCAUUGGAAGAGUUCUCUUGUUGGCAACAGCGAUGCGCUCAGAGAUGUUGACCAGGGUCAUUUGCACGUCACCUACCACCACAACUACUGGAGAAACGAGGGUACCCGUGGUCCUGCUGGUCGUUUUGGUCACCAGCACAUCUUCAACAACCUCUAUGUCGACUUCUUGUACCAAGCCAUCCACUCCCGCAGCGAUAACCAGGUUCUCGUCGAAGGUAAUGUCUUCAAGGGCAAGACACGCGAGGCUCUCAGCACUUACGGACUUGUCAUCCCGGAGGACAGCCCCAACACUAGCCCCGAUGGCGAUUACGAAUUGGACGGCUUCGCCAACCUCGGCGCAAAGAACGACUUUGGAAAGGCUGGUGUCAACAUCACUCAAGUCGGCAACUUCACCAGGGCGCCUUACAAGUACAAGCUUACUCCACUGAAGCAGGUCGAGAAGAUUGUAAAGAGCGGCGCUGGUCUCGGCAAGAUCUGAGUGAUUGCUCCGCAAACAAAAAUGUGUCUAAAGCAGCUAUAUGCUAAUAAGUAAUGAU